Molecule: messenger RNA, 2252 nt
Organism: Drosophila rhopaloa
Lineage: Eukaryota; Metazoa; Arthropoda; Insecta; Diptera; Drosophilidae
Gene: PK2-R1
Product: neurotensin receptor type 1
Exons: 7
Coding region: 291-2252 (653 amino acids)
Biological process (GO): neuropeptide signaling pathway
Cellular component (GO): plasma membrane
Molecular function (GO): neuropeptide receptor activity
Source: RefSeq, a predicted model, not a curated record
AAACAUCCAAUAGAAAAAAAUAAGAAAGUGACAUUCUUCUUUUGCGACUCAUACACGAAUGAGGAUACGACUACCAAGAAGGACACAAUACGCGCAGCAAAAGCGAGUGCGCAAUUUUUGGGCCUGUCGUCGACUGCUUAUCGGCCAUGUGCCACCGCAGCCGCAAAGGAUACGCCAGACAGUAUUAACAACGCAUUGAUAGGAGUAGGCGGACGAUUCGGUUUUGUUUUUCCUACUGGGAGUGGGCCUGGGCUUCGGAUCGAGUCCGCAAUUAAUCGACGACAGCUAGCAUGUUGCAGGGCGUUGCCAUCGCCAUCGCCAACGACAGCAUCGAUGAUGGCCUCAAUCAAUCAUUCAUGGCUCAUGUGUCGCCCAGUCCCAAUCAGGAUCCCGCCAUCGCCACCGCCACAUCCGCCAUGCCCAAUCCCAGCGAGAGCCCCGAGCUGUUGCUGCUGCUUCUAACACAAUUCGCCCAUAUGAUGAACAUAACGACCGAGAAUCUCUCAAACCUGCUGGGCUCCACGAACGGCACAAAUGCGAGCACAAUGGCAGCGGAUUCGUCGGCCGUCGAGUCCCUGACCCUGCGAACCGCCUUCACCGUUUGCUAUGCCCUCAUUUUUGUGGCCGGCUUGCUGGGUAAUCUUAUCACCUGCAUUGUGAUUUCCCGGAAUAACUUUAUGCACACGGCCACCAAUUUCUAUCUGUUCAACUUGGCGGUUUCCGACCUGAUACUGCUGGUCUCAGGCAUUCCCCAGGAGCUGUACAACCUAUGGUACCCGGAUAUGUACCCCUUCACGGACGCCAUGUGCAUCAUGGGCAGUGUGCUCUCGGAAAUGGCCGCAAAUGCAACGGUCCUUACCAUCACGGCCUUCACUGUAGAGCGAUACAUUGCCAUCUGCCAUCCCUUUUCGCCUAAUCUUUCCGUCAUUUGUAGGCAGCACACCAUGUCAAAAUUGUCGCGCGCCAUUAAAUUUAUAUUUGCCAUUUGGCUGGCGGCCUUCCUUUUGGCCCUUCCCCAAGCCAUGCAAUUUUCGGUGGUCUUCCAGAACGACGGAUACUCCUGCACGAUGGAGAACGACUUCUAUGCCCACGUGUUCGCCGUCUCGGGAUUCAUUUUCUUCGGCGGACCCAUGACGGCGAUUUGUGUGCUCUACGUUCUGAUCGGGGUGAAACUCAAGAGGAGCCGCCUGCUGCAAUCGCUACCGCGGAGGACCUAUGAUGCCAAUCGGGGCCUCAACGCCCAGGGACGAGUCAUCAGAAUGUUGGUAGCUGUAGCCGUCGCCUUCUUCCUCUGCUGGGCUCCCUUCCACGCCCAGCGCCUGAUGGCCGUUUACGGCCUGAACCUGAUUAAUAUUGGCAUCAGUCGGGACGCUUUCAACGAUUACUUCCGGAUACUUGAUUACACUUCCGGGGUGCUCUACUUCCUCUCCACCUGCAUCAACCCGCUGCUGUACAACAUCAUGAGCCACAAGUUCCGCGAGGCCUUCAAGAUCACUCUUACAAGGCAAUUUGGACUGGCCAGGAACCACCACCACCAGCAGAGCCAGCACCACCAGCACAACUACAGUGCUCUGCUGCGGCAGAAUGGAUCGAUGCGGCUGCAACCGGCCAGUUGCAGUGUGAACAACAACGCCCUGGAGCCCUACGGAUCCUACCGGGUGGUGCAGUUCCGCUGCCGGGAUGCCAGCCACCAGUUGUCGCUGCAGGACAGCAUUCGCACCACCACGACGACCACCACGAUUAACAGCAGCAGCAUGGGAGCGGGAAAUGGAGUUGGAGGUGGCCGACGCCUUCGGAAGCAGGAGUUCUAUGGCCCGGUUCCGGGCACCGCAGUGCCCCAUCGAAUGCUGCAGGCCCAGGUGUCCCAGCUCUCCUCCCUGGGCGAUGCCAACUCGCUUCUGGAGGCGGAGGUGGUGGACAAACACUACUCCGCGGGCAGGGCCAAACGGGCACUUUUGGCCACCAAAAGUGGGGCCCUACUGGUGACCCCACCCCAAGGCGCUGACCCAUCGGAACUCACCCAACCAGCCACUCGUCUCAAGCUGUCGAGGGUGAUUAGUCGCAGGGAUGAGGUGACCAGUGGCACCACUCCGCCCUUUUGUGGAAGCCAUAGUUUGCCGGAUCCGGAGACUUGUCAAUCGGCCUCUGUCGCGGGUCGAAGCUUCCGGAAAUUUCCCUGGCGAAAGCGGAGGCAAAAAACGGAGGAUUCCACAAGCGAGGCCCUGGCCUACGGUUCACCCAAGUCCCAGUGA